Molecule: messenger RNA, 1219 nt
Organism: Panicum virgatum (switchgrass)
Lineage: Eukaryota; Viridiplantae; Streptophyta; Magnoliopsida; Poales; Poaceae
Exons: 5
Coding region: 266-1063 (265 amino acids)
Source: RefSeq, a predicted model, not a curated record
AAGCUUUGUUGACACUGCUGCCUCUGCACCAAGCGCAUAUCUUCCCCCUGAAAGAUGCACCAACCACAUGCCAUUCCGCUCCCUAGAGCCUAGUGAUUACAUAUUCUGUGAUGAAGUUGGAGCUCGCAAUUUGCUCUUCUGCAUCUUGAUUCCAGAUCCGCUCGGCUUCUGAACCUAACAAAGAGAGCAGGGCAGGGACAGGACAAGAAGAAAAAGGAGAGCCAUUUCCGGAGCAGAGGAGGCAGGCAACUGGGUCAGACAGGCCAUGGCCCAGCCCUUCUCCUCCUCCCGCGUCCCCUCCUCUUCCUGCGUGCCUCGCCGCCCGCCUCCAUCGGCCUUCUCCCCGCCCCCAAGAAAAAGCGCCUCUCAUGUUGCCGUGUACGGCCCGCGCCGCCGGGCCGUCACGGCCACGGCGUCCCUCCACCUCGGCCCGGGGGAGAUCGCCGAGCUCGCGCGCAACAAGGUUUUGAUUGCCGCGAUGGCGGCGAGCGCGAUCGGGCAGCUGUCCAAGCCCUUCACCUCGGGCACGAAAUGGGGCGCCGGCGGCGCCGGUUUUGACGCCAAGACCGCCUUCCGCUCCGGAGGGAUGCCCUCCACCCACUCCGCGAGUGUUGUGGCUGUGGCUACUUCGCUUGGCCUAGAAAGGGGGUUUGCAGACUCUGUAUUCGGGAUGUCACUGGUGUUUGCCGCGAUUGUAAUGUAUGAUGCUCAGGGAGUUAGAAGAGAGGUGGGCAAGCAUGCAAGGGUUUUGAACAAGUUUUUGGUUCUUAGAGAGAGGGUACCUCAAGAUUCAGAGGUGGACAUGGCUCCCGAGUUUGUUUCGGUAACUGAGGAGGCGAUUUCCUUGCCCCGUUCAAAUGCGAGCCCCUCCCCGAGGCACAGUUCAAGGACUGAAUCACCAAGGUUGAGCGGACUCCGGAGUUCAGAACCUGAGAUAACUGAAGUGACAGAACUGAAUUCGUCUAACCUGUUGAGUGAAUCUGUUGGCCACACAGAGCUCCAGGUCACAGUGGGCGCCUUGUUAGGUUUUAUUGUGAGCUUAGCCGUAUAUGCGACACUGUAACAGCGAUCUUUAUUACAUUCUUAGUUACACAUACAGAUUGUUGUUACGCAAAGUACACAAGUGAUUGAUUAUUCCCACGGUUAUAUCAGAAAUACCUUUGUCACUUUCAAACUAUGACCAAAUUGUAUGAUAUGAGCUUUGUGCCUUAUUCUCUGA